CUUUCUUUCUGUUCGCUCCCCCCUCCCCCCUCCCCCCUUCCUCUCCUCUCUCUUCUGUUCUGAUUCUUCUGAACUGCUUCUCAUUAAUUCUCUGAUUAGUAUUUUCUUACGGUUAGUCGCCUUUCCAUAUCUGCUUGAGGUUCUGCGGUGGCGUGCUGAAGAUUCCGAUCCACCAUUUAUGAGUCUCCAUUUUAGUCCACUUCAUGCAUGAUCCGAUAAAGAUAACAGCUUACAGAGUGUUGUCGCGCCAUGGCUAUCUUCGAAGGUUAAGGCAAGAUGCGGUUCGUCUUGUUCUAGUGUUACUCUAUCAGGUCCCGUUCAAAAAUACCCCUACCACCACGGCCAAGCUAUUUGGCAUUAUUGUUAGAAGCAAUGAACGAAACUGUCCUCUGUAUCUGAAGCAUCCCUGGUCCUCUGUUUAGAUGGACCCUUAUUCCUCUGGAGAAGACCUUGUUAUUAAGACAAGGAAACCUUAUACAAUCACAAAGCAGCGUGAGCGAUGGACUGAAGAGGAGCAUAAUAGAUUUCUAGAAGCCCUCAAGCUCUAUGGCCGAGCUUGGCAACGUAUAGAAGAACAUAUAGGAACUAAGACUGCUGUGCAGAUAAGGAGUCAUGCACAGAAAUUUUUCACAAAGUUGGAAAAGGAGGCUCUUGUCAAAGGAGUUCCAAUAGGGCACACUCUUGACAUUGAAAUCCCUCCGCCACGGCCUAAAAGGAAACCUAGUAAUCCUUACCCUCGUAAGACAAGUGUGGGAGUGCGUACUUCCCAGGUGGGACUGAAGGAUGGGAAAUUAUCAAACCCAGUUUCUUCGACGUGCCUGUCUAAUAUGAAAGUAGAAUUGGAGAAAGAAACCGAGAAACCUUUUGAUGACGGGAAAUUAGAGAACAGUAAUGAAUACCAAGAAAAGGAUAAUUGCACUGAGGCUCUCACUCUUCUCAAGGAAGCUUGUUGUGCAUCGCCAUCUUCAGCGAACAAAACCUCCUUGUCAGUAUGUGAUGCACCUAAAAGAUCAUGUACUUUUAGGCAAUAUGUCCAACUGUCGAAAGAAGCACGUAAUCAGGAUGAAACCACUGCAUCUCAGGUCACUAUCGAAGCCGAAGGACUUCGGACACACAAGUCUGAUAGCAAAGAGCUGCUUCAGGAUGGUGCCCCAUCCAACAUUUCAGACGACGUCGAUCCAUACCUUUUACAUGAGAAAUCUUUGAAUAAUAGAAGAAUAGAUGAGCUGAAGAAGCAGAAAGCUGUUGAUACAUUGCCAACUAGUGAUGUGCAAGCCACACAGAGUUAUCCCCGCCAUGUUCCUGUGCACAUUCUUGAUGGGAGCUUAGGGAUGAGUGGUCAAAGUAUCUCCCCAGAUAUGUCAUAUGCAGAAUCUAUGUUUCAUCAAAUGGGUGGAGUUCACAGUCAUCAAAAUCUUUUCAUGAAUCCAGCUACAUCUGCUACUCCGGAACAUUUUAGUAAUGCAUCAAGAUCAUCCAUUCAUCAGUCAGUUCCUAGUUAUCAUCCAAUCUUCACUCCAAUCCAGAAUCAAGACGAUUACCGCUCUUUUCUGCACAUGUCAUCUACAUUUUCUAGUCUUAUUGUAUCUGCUCUGUCACAGAAUCCUGCUGCCUAUGCUGCAGCUAGUUUUGCCUCAACUUUGUGGCCAUGUGCGAACAUGGAAGCUCCAGUUGAACCCUCUACAGCUCAAACUGGGACAUUUCAAUCAAGGCCGAUAAGUUCAGCUCCUAGUAUGGCAGCAAUUGCUGCAGCUACUGUAGCAGCUGCAACAGCAUGGUGGGCCGCCCAUGGCCUACUUCCUUUAUGUGCUCCAUUUCACCCUGGCUUUACCUGCUCUCCUGCAUCGGCAUCUGCCACUCCAAUGGCUAGCAGCCAAGGGAAAGCCGUGAACAGUGAAAGAAGAGAAAACAGUCCUGAUCCUGCUUUACGGGGUCAGCAACUGGAACCAGAAUGCUCCGAGGCUUUGCAUGAACAGCAUUCCCGUGCAAAGUCACCAACGUUGUCAACAUCAGAUUCUGAAGCAACUGAAGGUGCAAAACUUAAUUUAGGGUUAGCUGCUGAUGAAACAGAAAAAAUUGCAGAUGCAGCUGAGCUGCAUGAUGCAAAGUCCAAGAACAAAAAACAGGUGGACCGUUCUUCCUGUGGAUCAAACACACCUUCCAGCAGCGAAGUAGAAGCGGAUGCUUUGGAGAAGCACACAAAGGGAAAAGAGGAAAAGCUUAUGAAAGAUAAAGAGGACUCACAAGGACUUGGUGUAGUUCAUCCUGUUGGUGACCCCUUUAGUCGACGUUUUAGAAGUACCAGCAACAUGAAUGAUUCCUGGAAGCACAUGCAGGGACGACUGGCAUUUCAGGCACUCUUCUCCAGAGAAGUAUUGCCUCAGAGUUUUUCACCUCCACAUGGUGUAAAGAUUAAGGGCAAGAAAAUUUCUAUCAAGGAUAAAGAAAAUCCGGAGGAAAAAGUUGAAAAUGGACUUCAGUUAGACCUUAAUGGGAAGACAUGGGCCACAUUUUCUGAGAAACAAGGGGUACAAGAGAAUGCCCUGUUGACUGGAGAGAACAAGGAGGAUGGACUACUAAAUCUGGGACUUGGACAUGCCAAGCUGAAAGCUCAUCGAACUGGAUUUAAACCUUAUAAGAGAUGCUCAGUGGAGGCCAAGGAGAGUAGAGUAUCAGCCAAUAGUCAGGAUGACGAGAAAGGUCCCAAGAGGUUGCGCCUAGAAGGAGAGACCUCUACAUAACGUUCAGAGUGGGAAUCCAAUCUAGAGCAGCCCAUCUGUUGUUGCAUACUUUUUCAGUUCAUUCUCUAUUCUGUUUGAUUUUAAUUGCUUGAGCACGAUACUCUUCGUGUAGUUGUGUGUACUAUUUAGGACCAUGCAAAUGGAAUUCAAAACUUUCUUGGAUGGACAUAUUUAUUCUAAGUGAAUGGACCUUGAUAGGCAACUUUACCUCUA
This is a messenger RNA of Sesamum indicum (sesame), 2954 nucleotides long. Lineage: Eukaryota; Viridiplantae; Streptophyta; Magnoliopsida; Lamiales; Pedaliaceae. The record is from RefSeq and is a predicted model, not a curated record.